Messenger RNA from Tremella mesenterica DSM 1558, 1392 nucleotides. RefSeq lists its product as uncharacterized. The record is from RefSeq and is a predicted model, not a curated record. NCBI's taxonomy places the organism in Eukaryota, Fungi, Basidiomycota, Tremellomycetes, Tremellales, Tremellaceae. Gene Ontology annotation, biological process: RNA methylation; piRNA processing; siRNA processing. Gene Ontology annotation, molecular function: O-methyltransferase activity; RNA methyltransferase activity. The transcript is spliced from 8 exons. Gene Ontology annotation, cellular component: nucleus; cytoplasm. The coding region runs from base 1 to 1392 and encodes 463 amino acids.
AUGACUUCUCCUGCUAUGAAACCGGUUUCUGCGACCGACGCUUCUCCCCAAAAACUAUCUCCUUCCGCUUUGCCGGCCACGAUACUUCCAGAAGUUUCUAUCGUAGAAGCGGAAAAGGAGGUCGGUGUGACCUUUACUCCAGAAUCAUGGGCUAUGGAUGUGCUAAGAAAAGAGAACAUUCGCUCGGUAUUGGACAUCGGCUGUGGCCCUGGUGCCCUUCUAGAGUUACUAGUCAAGCCUCCUUCUACGAUUAACGAACCACCUAUUCGACCUGUGCCUGUCAAAAACGAAUCACAGUUUCCCAGUCCAGAGAAUAGCGAAUACGAUGAAAGGGAUGAAGGACAAGAGCUGUUUCUCACUUUCUCCACAUCGCCACCACAGGUCAUGCUUCCAACCAGGAUCCCUGUUCUUGCGCCUGAUGCUGCACUUCCUCGCACAUCUCUCGAAUCCCGGCAGCGGGCGCUGCGAGCUCUUGCUCCUGAAGUGCCGGUCAAUGGCGUAUCACAAUCUCCUCCACGCUGGCAACCUCUCACCACUGAACUCUGGGCCGGGGAUAUAGAACGUUUCAAUUCCCAUCUUGAGGUAUUCGAGGCGAUCGUAGCUUUGGAAGUAAUCGAGCAUCUUCAACCGCAUACCUUGAGUCGGUUUGGGGUCGUUAUUCUUGGGACUUACCGACCGAAAGUUUUGUUGAUCAGUACACCCAACUUCGACUUCAAUGCCAAAUUUCCCCCGAAAGAUGGGACCACUCGUUCGGGAUUUGUGGAUCCUACUGGGAGGACGAACCGGGUAUUCAGACAUUCGGAUCAUAAGCUUGAGAUGACCGAUGCUGAAUUCCGAGAAUGGGCAGAGGCGUCUGCUUCUGACUGGGGAUACGACGUCGAGAUUUCCGGUGUGGGGGUAUCGUCUAAACCCUCUUACUACCCUGUUUCCGCUGACGAACCCUCAUCUGUCCGUCGUCCACUCUAUGCUACUCAAACGGCUGUUUUUCGUCUAGCAUCCGGCAUCCCAGCUCGAUCUCCCAGAUCGGUCCGAACUACCGAACUUCCCUUCAUGCCAACCUCCAGUGAUCCGACCCUUUAUCCUCACAAAUUAGUGGCUAGGUAUACCCAUCCUGCCGUUCUUCCAGCGGACCAGGUUCAUCGGGAAGAUCCACCGACCAUUAGGGAUAUAGUGAGAGAAAAGAUGGAAAAAUGGAAUGUCAGUGUUGUCACUCUCACCGAGUUGUGGGGGAAUACAGCGGUGUCUUUAGCUUCGGGAGGGAGCAAGCGUUGGCUUAUCACCUGUUUGGGAGGAUGGGGAGAUGUGCAAGGGUCAGGUGAAACUGGGUUCGAAGUGAGAAGGGAGAGAGGUAAGGGUUUUGUGGUGAUGUGGAAGAAUGUCAAGGGAGAUUGA